Diospyros lotus (date-plum) is the source of this 1041-nucleotide messenger RNA. RefSeq names its product NAC domain-containing protein 90-like. Gene Ontology annotation, biological process: regulation of DNA-templated transcription. Lineage: Eukaryota; Viridiplantae; Streptophyta; Magnoliopsida; Ericales; Ebenaceae. Gene Ontology annotation, molecular function: DNA binding. The coding region runs from base 156 to 914 and encodes 252 amino acids. The record is from RefSeq and is a predicted model, not a curated record. The transcript has 3 exons.
CCGGAUUCAGCACAAACUUCACUCUCAAGUCACAAAUUCACCCUCAUACACCACUACAAUAUAUAUAUAUAUAAUAUUGUACCUAUAUUUAUAUAUAGCCUACAUAUACAGAAGAGAGAGAGAGAGAGAGGGAGGGAGGGAGGUGCCAUUAAUUAAUGGAUCAGGACCAGCCACCAGGGUUUAGAUUCUACCCAACUGAAGAAGAGUUGAUUUCAUUUUAUCUGCAGCAAAAGCUUGAAGGAGGAAGACAAGAUCUCAACCGGGUCAUCCCCGUUCUAUACAUUUACCAGUUCAAUCCAUGGGAUCUCCCAGACUUCGCCGGAGAGCGCUGCCGGGGAGAUUCCGAGCAGUGGUUUUUCUUUAUCCCUAGGCAGGAACGAGAAGCCAGCGGAGGACGGCCGAACCGGCUCACCAUUUCCGGGUACUGGAAAGCUACGGGGUCGCCCGGUUUUGUGUAUUCUUCCGGCAAUCGAAUCAUCGGAGUCAAGAGAACCAUGGUUUUCUACAGAGGUCGAGCUCCGGCUGGGAGGAAAACCGAGUGGAAGAUGAAUGAAUAUAGGGCCAUUGAUGGGGAAGCAUCUUCUUCAACCAAUAUUGCAGUUCCAAAGUUGAGGCAAGAGUUCAGUCUGUGCCGAGUUUACAAGAAAUCAAAAUGCCUGCGAACUUUCGACAGACGGCCAGCGGUGGCAGCGGCCAACCUAGCUCCCCGCGCCGACGAGGCAUCCGCCUUGUCUCAUCCCAGCCAUGCAGCCAGCAGCAGGGAGAUCGGAACAAACUCUCCCGGUGAGAGCUCCUCCUCCGGCGACCAUGCAAAUAACCCAUGUCAAACCGCCGGCAGUGCCGGUAGCUGGGAUUUCGCCAGCGCCGACAUCAACGAGCCAAUGUGGGAUUGGGAUCAACUGAACUGGUUCUAACAGAAUAAUCAAAUAUAUGAAUUAAUUAGAUCCAUCCGUAAUUAGAUUGAAAUAUGGAUCAUCUGUAUCACAGCAGAAAUAUGAAGCUUUUCAUGCAUUAUAUAUGUUUAAUUCUUGCUUUCUUUCC